GCUGGCAUUGGAGGGGGAGACCGCAGUCAUGUGGUUCUGGCCAUCCUACCCUCUGUCACAGUGUGGAUGAGAGCUUUUUGCUCUUAUCCAAUCAUGCCUGGAAUGCCGCUUGCCACUUGGGUUAUUUCUGCUAUCUGUCGCUCUUGGUGCCGCAGUGCUAACGGUUUGGCAGAUGGGACGCUUUUUCUUGGAGUUUGUGUCUUUGGUUUUUGACUUCUGGCAGCACCAGGCUUCUUGUUGACGCUCGUCCUCUCCCUCCCUGGCCCUCUGGGCACCAUGGCCCAUCGGCUUCGGUUUCAUUUUGGCUCAGGUCGCAGCAACACAGCCCCCGAAUCAGAGAUCCUAGACCAGGAGAGAGAAGACGACUUUUUCAUGGCAUUCCACACGCUCCCGCGGCGGAGCGGCCCUCACCCCUUCACCCCGAAUGGAGCAGAGGACGGCGGAGGCGCCCUGCAGGGAGGCGUGGGCGCGCUCAAGCGCAGCACGUCCAUGUUCAUCCCACAGCUCCUGAGCCCCUUCGACGCGCGGCCCACCCGGAGCUCGUCCGUGCAGAUCUCGCUGCAGCGCAAGGCGGCCGACGGGGCCCCUGACGGGUGCGGGCCGCCCGAGGGCCUGGAUGGCGACGCGGGCUCGGCUCCUCGGGGCGGCUGUCCGGAGCCCGAGAGUCCCGAGAGCUCCCCUCCCAGAGCGGCGAGGGGUCCGGGCGCGCAGGUCAACGGUAUGUGUGGCCGCCAAGUGCCGGGCCCCGUAGCCCCCGACGGCCUCAAGGAGGCCGAGCCCUCGGCCGUCAGGGGCCGGGAGGGCGGCAGCGGGCUCCGCAUCCAGCACCGCGCCUCCAGCGCAGACGUGCGACAGGUGAGGCUGACGCCCUUCGGGGCCGACGGCCAGAGCGGCCCAUCGGCGCCGGAGCCCAGGCGCUGGUCCCUGCAGCAUGUUCCAGAUGCUUCUGGAAGUUCCGGGAAGCGGUGCUUUGUCUUCCAGUUGCAGCAGCCGCAAGCCGGCGCGCCAGGGCUGGCCGGUGACUUCAACUUCGGGUUCACUGGCACCAAGGGGGACAGGUUGGUGAGGUAUCCCCGCAUUCGUCUGGAGAGGAGCACUUCGUACCCCACGCAGCCCCGGGCCGAGCGUGGGAGCCCCACGGAAGAGCGCGGCCACCCGGGCCACCCGGAGACGCCACCUCGGGGCCGCAGGGUGGCUCCCGAAAUCCACAGGACCAACUCCGUGGAAAGGACGCCACAGGGUCAGGGCUGCACGUUUAAGAUCAGGCAAGAUCAAAACGCGGGGCAACAGCAUUUCAGAAUUCUCGUGACUCGGGGGCCAGAGGAAGCCCCUCCGAGUCCCGAGGAGAGUAACGCCGCCAGCCCUGGUCCCACGGGAGCCUGCGCCUCGACACGAGACGACUUCCUGGGACAGGUGGACAUACCGCUUAGUCAUCUCCCGACAGAAGAUCCAACGAUGGAGCGACCCUAUACAUUUAAGGAUUUUCUCCUCAGACCAAGAAGUCAUAAAUCUCGAGUUAAGGGAUUUUUGCGAUUGAAAAUGGCCUAUAUGCCCAAAAACGGAGGUCAAGGUGAAGAAAGCAGUGAGCAGAGAGAUGAGAUGGAGCCCGGCUGGGAAGUUGUGGACUCGAAUGACUCGGCGUCUCAGCACCAGGAGGAGCUUCCCCCCCCUCCCCUCCCCCCCGGGUGGGAAGAAAAGGUGGACAACUUGGGUCGCACUUACUAUGUCAACCACAACAACCGGACCACCCAGUGGCACCGACCCAGCCUAAUGGAUGUGUCCUCCGAGUCCGACAGCAACAUCCGGCAGAUCAACCAGGAGGCAGCGCAUCGGCGCUUCCGCUCACGCAGACACAUCAGCGAGGAUCUGGAGCUGGAGCCCAGCGAGGGCGGAGACGGCCCUGAGCCUUGGGAGACCAUUUCGGAAGAAGUGAGCGUCAGUGGAGACUCCCUCAGCCUGGUGCUGCCUCCACCACCAGCCUCGCCUGUGUCUCGGACCAGCCCCCAGGAGCUGUCUGAGGAGCUGAACAGACGGCUUCAGAUCACUCCGGACUCCAGCGGGGAGCAGUUUGGUCCUCUGAUUCAGAGAGAGCCUUCCUCGAGGUUGAGGUCCUGCAGUGUCACCGACGCAGUCGCAGAGCAGGCUCAUCUGCCACCGCCCAGUGCCCCAGCUGGGAGAGCACGUUCAUCAACUGUCACGGGUGGUGAGGCGCCAACGCCAUCAGUGGCCUAUGUACAUACCACGCCGGGCCUACCUUCAGGCUGGGAAGAGAGAAAAGAUGCUAAGGGACGCACAUACUAUGUCAAUCAUAACAAUCGAACCACAACUUGGACGCGACCUAUCAUGCAGCUUGCAGAAGACGGUGCAUCCGGAUCCUCCACAAACAGUAACAACCAUCUCAUCGAGCCUCAGAUCCGCCGGCCUCGUAGCCUCAGCUCGCCAACAGUAACUUUAUCUGCCCCGCUGGAGGGUGCCAAGGAUUCACCCAUACGUCGGGCUGUGAAAGAUACCCUUUCCAAUCCACAGUCCCCGCAGCCGUCACCUUACAACUCCCCCAAACCACAACACAAAGUCACACAGAGCUUCCUGCCGCCCGGCUGGGAAAUGAGGAUAGCGCCCAACGGCCGGCCCUUCUUCAUUGACCAUAACACAAAGACUACAACGUGGGAAGACCCACGCCUGAAAUUUCCAGUGCAUAUGCGGUCAAAGGCAUCUUUAAACCCCAAUGACCUUGGCCCUCUUCCUCCUGGUUGGGAAGAAAGAAUUCACUUGGAUGGCCGAACGUUUUACAUUGAUCAUAGCAGCCAGGUGUUAUGUGGCGAGGAUGAUACCAGAGACUCAGUGCCCUCGUACGAUAGCAAAAUUACUCAGUGGGAAGACCCAAGACUGCAGAAUCCAGCUAUUACUGGUCCGGCUGUUCCUUACUCCAGAGAAUUUAAGCAGAAAUAUGACUACUUUAGGAAGAAAUUAAAGAAACCUGCUGAUAUUCCAAAUAGGUUUGAAAUGAAACUUCACAGAAAUAACAUAUUUGAAGAGUCCUAUCGGAGAAUCAUGUCUGUGAAAAGACCAGAUGUCCUGAAAGCUAGGCUGUGGAUUGAAUUUGAAUCAGAAAAAGGUCUGGACUACGGGGGCGUGGCCAGAGAAUGGUUCUUCUUACUGUCCAAAGAGAUGUUCAACCCCUAUUACGGUCUGUUCGAGUACUCUGCAACGGACAACUACACACUUCAGAUCAAUCCCAAUUCAGGCCUCUGUAAUGAAGAUCAUUUGUCCUAUUUCACUUUUAUUGGAAGAGUUGCUGGUCUGGCAGUAUUUCAUGGGAAACUUUUAGAUGGUUUCUUCAUUCGACCGUUUUACAAAAUGAUGCUGGGAAAGCAGAUAACUCUGAAUGACAUGGAAUCUGUGGAUAGCGAAUACUACAACUCUUUGAAAUGGAUCUUAGAAAAUGAUCCGACUGAACUGGACCUUAUGUUUUGCAUUGAUGAAGAAAACUUUGGGCAGACAUAUCAAGUGGAUCUGAAGCCCAAUGGGUCAGAAAUAAUGGUAACAAAUGAAAACAAAAGGGAAUACAUUGACCUAGUCAUCCAGUGGAGAUUUGUGAACAGGGUCCAAAAGCAAAUGAACGCCUUCUUGGAGGGAUUCACGGAACUGCUUCCUAUUGAUUUGAUUAAAAUUUUUGAUGAAAAUGAACUGGAGUUGCUGAUGUGCGGCCUUGGCGACGUGGAUGUGAACGACUGGCGACAACAUUCUAUUUACAAGAACGGCUACUGCCCGAACCACCCUGUGAUUCAGUGGUUCUGGAAGGCUGUGCUGCUGAUGGACGCUGAAAAGCGUAUCCGGUUACUCCAGUUUGUCACAGGGACGUCCCGAGUCCCUAUGAAUGGAUUUGCCGAACUUUAUGGUUCCAAUGGUCCUCAGCUGUUUACAAUAGAGCAAUGGGGAAGUCCUGAAAAACUGCCCAGAGCUCACACAUGGUCACUGCUGGGAUAUCUAAAAUUCCGCUUUACUAAGAACCACAGACCCACCUAAAAAUAAUCUCCUUUGGCCCACACGUCUUCCAUACGACGAGGCUGAAGCCACUGAGGGUAAUGAGGUCACACAGCUAGUUGGUGGCAGGCCAGCCCUGUCUCCUGACGUCAGAAAUAACGGUAACACUUGUUAAGCGCUACUGUGUUCCAGGCAUCAUCCUAAGCACUUCAUGUAUAUUAACCCGUAUCAUCGUCACGACUCUAAAAGGUGGGUCACGUUACUGCCCUCUCCUUACAGAUGAAAGAAACGGAGGCACAGAGCGCCAACGUAAUUCCAAACCUCAGAUCUUAACGUUCCCCUGUUUGCCUCUCUCUCUCUCUCUCCGUUACUCCAGCACUUCUCAAACUUGAAUAAUGUAGGGACCUUUUUUAAAGGGAAAAAAUGGCCACAGAUCCUUGAAACCCCACAGGGAUUGCAGGCCCUGGACUGUGAAAUACCAACUUAAAAUCAAGACGACAGCCACCUCUUCUUUUAAGUAUAGCCUGCAGAAGUGGAAUUCUGUCUCUGUCACUGGUGAAAUGAUGUUUGAAAUCAUUAUCAUGAUGAAAACCAAAAAUUGAAAACUUCUUUUAGACUUAACGCCUUCAGGAUUCCUGGGUUUCUGAGACUUCUGGUUUGAGAAACACGGUGUUCUGCUCUGCUGUGUAUUUUGAUGUUUGGUGACGAUUAAAAAAAAAAAAAUCUCAGAGCUCAGUGUGUCUUAUUAAAUACUUUAGGGGUUGUGAAAGGGCCCACCACGGACAUGUGUCUGUUUCUUAUUGCUCCUGCUGAUAAUCAUUAGCUUUUAAAACAUAAGAAGUUGUUCUGCUUGUGCUUGGAAACCUGUGUCAGGGCCAGGAGGGAGCAGUUUUAAAUGCUGAGGCAGCAGAAGCAGAUCUGGGCUUUGGAGCCAGCCUGGGGCUGAAUCCUGGCUCUACCUCUUACUGUGUGACCUUGGGCAAGUUACCCAACCUCUCUGUGCCUCGAAGUCCUCCUGUAUAAAUAGGGAUGAGGCAGUACCUACCUUACAGGCUGGUUGCUAGGAUUCACUGAGGUGAUAGAUGAAAAGUCCUUAAUGGUUCUGGCACGGGGCAAAUGCUCCACAAAUGUUAGCUCUUACUAAAGCAUCACGAACGAAGGCACGUGUGUACGUGUGUGUGCGCGGGUGGCCAUCGUCAUGACAGGUGCCCGCCAGCAGCCCACCUGCACGGGCACCAGUUCUGGGUCUGGGGCUCCAGCUCCUCAUGCCCAGUGGGGGCCGGCGGUGGACGGUGUGUGAGUGAUGGCAAUGGUAGCUGGCUCUGGGGCUUGCUGUGUGCCAGACCCCCUCGAUAUGUUCUGAUCUGACCCUCCCAGCACUCUGCAGCAGUCUCCCCAUUUCACAGAAGAGCAGACAGAUUUAGGGACGGAGGAGACUUGUCUGAGGUCACACAGCUGGCAGGUGGCAGAGACAGAAUUUGAACUCAGUCCCAUGGACAAGUACAAUCCUUUGCUCACAGAGGUCACAGGUAUGUCUGGAGACCUCACUGUCACCGAGGUGACUUGUAACACCCCUGCCAAAGCCUCAAGGUAUGUAGGGGCUUUUUAUAAAUGAGGCUUUUCACUGCACGUGUUAAUGACUUGCCUGACUUUGGUUAGAGGAUAGCUCAGUGUCGGGGUCCCAGAGCUGCAGGCAGCCUGGGUUCCGGUCUCGCAUCUGCGGUGCUGUCAGGGGUGAGACCUGGGGCAUAUUGACCCACCGCUGGGCUCCGGGACCCACAUCUGCAGAAUUGAGAAAGCAUAACGUGCCUCACAGGGCUGCGCUAAAAACAAAGCGAUUGUGCUUCAUGGAGAAGCGCUGGGGCUUCCUAAAAUAGUGUCGAGUGAAGGAGAGCGUUAAAAACAGAUGCAGCCUCAGUUCAUCCUGCUGCGGAAGUUCUUUGUGUUUCAAGGGUUUUGACAUCUCUGUGUGUAUGUCAGUUACCUUGCCUGUCUUGUCUCCCUUCCUGGGCAGGGUUUUCCAGGAUCCACAUUUGGUCCCAGUAGAGAAGGUUCAUGGACGAUUAGAAAAUUCUUUUCUCUUCCCCCGUAGGUUAAUAUAGCAUGUUUGGUGUGGGCAGUGUCAUCGCUGGAAUUUACUUUUUGAUGAUCAGAAAUAUUUUUGCUAGUUGAGACUUUUACAUCCUCUUGCUGGAACACCAAGUGCCCCCUUAGCCAAAUCUAGGAAGUGCUGGGGUAACUAAAGGGCAGUGAUGAUGGCUUUUUACCUAUGCUUUCUUGUUAACUC
Messenger RNA from Physeter macrocephalus (sperm whale), 6271 nucleotides. It is a transcript of the gene NEDD4L, whose product is annotated as NEDD4 like E3 ubiquitin protein ligase. Gene Ontology annotation, biological process: ubiquitin-dependent protein catabolic process; regulation of dendrite morphogenesis; protein polyubiquitination. Gene Ontology annotation, molecular function: protein binding; ubiquitin protein ligase activity; sodium channel inhibitor activity. NCBI's taxonomy places the organism in Eukaryota, Metazoa, Chordata, Mammalia, Artiodactyla, Physeteridae. The coding region runs from base 277 to 4026 and encodes 1249 amino acids. Gene Ontology annotation, cellular component: cytoplasm. The record is from RefSeq and is a predicted model, not a curated record. The transcript is spliced from 28 exons.